AUGAGUUCUAAUGGAGUCCUUGUCACCUGGCGGACCUGGACACUUGAGCAAAAGACAUGUAGGCGUUCUACUUCCGUCAAAUUUAUGCAAGCCUCUUAUCAACUCCGGCGCUUGCGCCAAGCCGCUUGGCUACGACGUUGGGUUUGCGAGCUUCGCCGCCUGAAUUGGAGGCGUCACUUUGAUGAUGCCCGGCUAGCCAACGCUUGGAAGCAAUGGAUGACAUGGAUUAUGGAGAAACGCAAAAAACGCCAACUACUUGACUUAGCAAAUCGGUCUUAUCAGAGCCUUGCCCUUGUUCCUUGGGCUCCGUCUCAUCUGCCCGGUUCAGUGAUUUCGCUCAAUCCGUGCCACUCAAGGUGUUCUGUUCCAACCCUUCCUCAAUCCUUUGAUAUCAUUUAUCCUCCAUCCUCACUCUUCGGCAUGUGCACCUGGUAA
Messenger RNA from Protopolystoma xenopodis, 435 nucleotides. The record is from the annotation of a GenBank genome assembly. NCBI's taxonomy places the organism in Eukaryota, Metazoa, Platyhelminthes, Monogenea, Polystomatidea, Polystomatidae.